Messenger RNA from Mercenaria mercenaria, 3454 nucleotides. RefSeq names its product targeting protein for Xklp2 homolog. Bases 1 to 1263 code for a protein of 420 amino acids. The record is from RefSeq and is a predicted model, not a curated record. Gene Ontology annotation, biological process: regulation of mitotic spindle organization; activation of protein kinase activity. Lineage: Eukaryota; Metazoa; Mollusca; Bivalvia; Venerida; Veneridae. Gene Ontology annotation, cellular component: spindle; microtubule. The transcript is spliced from 8 exons.
AUGGACAAAGCAGCAGCUAUAUGCUUGCCCUUCCAGGAGCAUAAUAAACCCCAAGCUGGUCCCUCAGAACAGAAACGUGGCAGGUCAAAAUCUCCACAUGGCAUAACAGUGCCAAAGACUCCACAGUUUGAAACCCGGACUAGAAGCAGACCUGUAAAUGCCCCAACUAGAGAAGAUUUGGAAAAGAAAGAAGUGGAAGAAAUGCAGAAGAACCAAUUUAAAGCACAACCAAUUAACCCAAAGAUUUUCAAGAACCCCAACACAGGAGUGCGGAAAGUACCCACAAAGGCACCCACAGUACCAGAGGAGUUCCAUCUGUCCUCAAAGAAUCGACAUCACGAGAAAGAAAAGUCUGAGGAACAGUAUCAUUUCCAUGCUCAACCUCUCAACAAGAAGAUACUGGAAGGCACUGUAGGUGUGAAAGAAGCAAAGAAGUUGGCCCCUACUGUACCAGAGUCCCCUGCAUUUGCUCUGAAACACAGAGCCAGAAUUCCUGUGGUGGAACAACCAAAGGAUGAUAAGCCCAAUCUGCGUUCCCGACCUGCCCCACAUUUCGGAAUACCUUUCCAGCCUCAUUUUGAGCAUAAAGCUACAGAACCAGAGCCUUUUGGUUUUGAUGAAAGGGAGAAAAAGAGGGCUGAAGAGAAAAAGAAAAAGAUUGAUCAAGUCCUGGAUGAAGAAAGAAAGCAUAGGGAGUUCCAUGCUAAUCCAAUGCCAGAUUUAAAACCGCAUCUACCACCGAAGAGGGAACGUCCCCUUACAAUGCAGCAGCCAUUUAACCUCGACACUGAUAACCGUGGAGCCAAGAAAGCAGAGGAAUGGAGUAAAAAGAUACACAAUGAAUUGGAGCAUCAGAAAGAGAUGGCACGAUUUAAGGCCAAGAAUCCUACAGUGCUGGAACAUGAACCAUUCAUACCUCAUAAGGAAAACAAGUAUACAACAGCAGAUAUCAGUGAGUUUGAAUUCAACACAGCCAAACGCAUGGUGAAGAGGGAAGCCUUCGAAAUGCACAAAAAAGCAAAACAGGAUGAGUUAGAUAACAUACGAAUUCAAGAACAGAGAAUGAAAGAGGCCGAAGAACGUGCAGAAUUUGAGAGAAUGCGAAGAGAGGCGGUACACAAGGCAAACCCUGUCAAACAGUACAAGCGUAUGGCAAUAAAACCCAGUGAAAAGCCUUUAACAGCACCUAUGUCCCCACACUUUAAAACAGACACUAGAUUGAGAACAAAAGCCUUGCAUGGAGAAAGUUUUAUGUCAUCAUAGUAAAAUGUGAUCAAAAUUUUAAUUAGUAUUUAUUGUUUUAGUUUAAAAAAAAAAAGUUUAACAAAAAAAUAUCUUGAAUGUUUGAAGGAUAUAGUCAUAAUUGAUUUUCAUGAUUUACUUUAAUGAGUUUUCCUCGUAUUUCAGCUGGUCUUGGCCUUCAUCGAUCAAGUUGUGGAUAAAUACAAAUUGUUAACUACACAUUAUUAUAUAUCCCACACAGUGGUGGUGGGAACCAUAUUGAUUUACUCCUGUCUAUCCAGCCAUCUGUUACAAAUCUUGUCCCUAUGUCAAACAUUUCUCAUCCAAUCUUCACCAAACUUGAAUAAAAUGUGUUUGCCAGUAAGUCCUAGAUCAAGUUUUAUAACUAGCCAAAUCGGCCCAGGCACUUCAGAAUUAUGGCCAUUGAAACAUUAUUUUUGAUAAAGCACUGAAAAUCUGAUUGGGUUUAUCAAAGCACUGAAAGUCUUUGGAAUUAAGACUAUAUAGGGAGUAGGGUUUGCGCUCAAACUUUUCUCAUCCGAUUGUACUACUAUUCGGAUUGGGCAGUGGUUGGAGACAAGAGCUUUUCUCAAAAAGCAGCUCUAGUUUUUACAGUGGUUCAGAGUAUAGAUUGUGCUGGAUAAAAUGUCAUUACCUUACUAAUUUACAAAUUUAAGUUUUUGUGAAGUAGUUAAAUUUACCACUGAUCUGCAGAAAUAAAUCUUUUUGGACAUAUUUCGGGUUCAUAAUUGAUGCUUAUCAUUAUAUUUGAGAAAUAUUCUCAGUACAUUGUAUAUUUGAAUUGAGCGAGAUGGAAAUGUAGUUUGACUGCAAUGGACACAAAAAAAAUCUCAGAAAUUAAGACUGUGGAUACAUGUACACUGUACUUGUUACUUUAAUAGAAAAUAAGUUAACUUUUUCUUGAUGUCCGUUGAGGAUACAUACAACAAACAUGACUUUAAUUGUUGGUGUCAGUCUUUGAACUUAACUGUAUUUGUGAUAAACUGUUUUUACAUACUUGUCAGUUUUUAUUUGUAUCUCUGUAUCUGUUUUUAUGAUGUAUUUCUUUUUCUUUUAUUGUACAGAAUUGUUUUAGCAACAACUUUCAAAUUUUUGCUUUUCAAAAAAAAAAAUGUACAAGUCUAGAAUAAUUCAAUUUCAUUAAACAGAAACACCUUGAAGGUAGGAAAUUAUUACUGCUUGUAUUAACAUUCUGUAAUUUAAGAAAGUUGUCAGUUACCUGUGUAAAAAAUAAACAAUUCGGGUAAAAUAUCCACAGUGUUAACAUACUCCUAUCGACAGGAAAUCAGUGUUGAAAUGAUCAUUUACAAAUAACAUGUACGGUGUGGAAAAAGUCAGUUCUGAUACUUAAUACACUAUUAGGGGGAUCCUGAGCUGAAAUACAUAUCGUCUUGAAACUAUCUGAAAUUUGUAGUACUUCACCAUUUAUGGUCCUAUGCCCCUGGUAAAUUCUUUUUCAGUAUCAGUUUGUGAAUUAAAAUUUUUUCCAUUGUAAAACCUACACAAAGUUCCAAUUUAAGAAAUCAAUGUUUAUUCAGCAAUACAAAUAGAUCUGAAAGAAAUGUGUAAAAAGUCGAAGGCUGUAUAUUUGGGCAAAUUUGAAUAAAUAAUAUGUAUAGUUUUAAAUAAUUUCAAAUUCUUGUACAUUUAGGUCUGUUUCAAGAAUAUCUAUAUAUUUUGUUGAAAAACGAGUUUAUAGUUUAAUAAAGAAGAAGCAGAGUAUAAAUGAACUAUUUGCUGCCAGUUAAAGGAUGUUUGAGGUUCAGCAGAAGUGUUGUACAUUGAUUGAAUAUAGUAUGGAGAUAGUCUGAAGGUUUGCAGGCUAUAUUUUCUGCUGAAGACAGAUGAUACUACCUUCAUAUAUACCUGUAGCUACAAAUAUGGAAGCAUUUUUAGCUCGACUAUUCAUGGGAUAGUAGAGCUAUUGGACUCGCCCAUGCCUUGGCGUCCCGAUUUGGUAAAGGUUUUGUAUGUAAGCUGGUAUUUCAGUAACCACUUGUGAGAAUGGAUUGAAACUUCACACACUUAUUCACUGUGAUAAACUGACUUACAGUGCACAUGUUCCAUAACUCUAUUUUGCUUUUUAACCAAAUUAUGCCCCUUUUUCGACUUAGUAAUUUUUGGUUAAGGUUUUGUAUGUAAGCUGGUAUUUCAGCACUCACUAAUGGGAAUGGAUUGAAACUUCACACAC